Messenger RNA from Erinaceus europaeus (western European hedgehog), 1544 nucleotides. RefSeq names its product F-box protein 48 (gene FBXO48). Gene Ontology annotation, molecular function: protein binding. Lineage: Eukaryota; Metazoa; Chordata; Mammalia; Eulipotyphla; Erinaceidae. The record is from RefSeq and is a predicted model, not a curated record.
UCAGGCGCUGAGGAUUGUUGUGAUUCAUGUGUCUCUACACCAUGUUUAUGGAACUCUGACAUCUGCAUCCUUCGCGAGUACGCAAGGACAGUAGCUCAGAUAGCCCUGGAGGUGAUACUUCUAGAAGUCCAACACCUGCAGGAUGUGCGAGGAGGGUAGUUCAGAAGUCCCGGCGAAGCCAUUCCUUCGAUCCUCCGGGGUGCUGUCUGUCUGACAGGGAAGAGGUCUCCUGAAGGGCGGGUGACACCUGCCUCGCAAUUCAGCGCUGCCUCACUUUCGCCUCCUUUCUUAUGACACCUGAAAUUGGAGAGACAGUUCAACAAUUUGGUUCAUAAAAAAGAAAAAGGACUGAGGAGAAUGCUUCUCCAGUCAUGGCAAAACUGGACUUAGAAGAAGGAAGAUGUCUAGUGAGAUUUAAAGAAACUCAAGUGUUCCUCGGACUAAGUCAAAAGUUUUUUAAAUCGAAAGUCUCUUAAGGUGGAGUAACCAUAAUGGGAGGGAGCUUAUCUGGCCAGUGAAAAAUAGCAAAUGUUUAAAUGCACAGUAAGGUCCUCCUGUCGUGAGAUCCAAGAACAUGGUGGUUUCACUUUGUUUUGUUGAUUAGAGGAAGUAUGUCACAAAACCAUGCUCUUGACUUAUAAUUUUGUUUUUACCAGUUUGCUUUAUUGCUUACCCAAAUCCUCAAGACGGUGUCUUCUGAGCAAUACAGACCUUAAAAUGCUAACCACCAUAGCCCACUUGGAUCAUAAGCAAAUGAAAGGAAGCUACUGUGUUGUUGGCAAGACUAGAAACAAGUUGCACAUGAGUAAAAUUUACAAAACAUCAAACUAUGCAGAAAACUCCAACUGGAACAAAAAUUCUGGAGUUUUGGACAUACACUCAAAUUCUGUGGAUCUUCAGGAUGAUAGAGAGAAGCAAAGUAAUGUUGAACAGCUACCUAUAGAACUUAUUCUUCAAAUUUUCAGUAUGCUGGAUAUACAGAGUUUAUCCAAUGCUUCAGUGACAUGCAAGGGAUGGAAUCACAUAAUAACAUUAAAUGACUCCUUAUGGAAGAGACAUUGUAUUGCUUUAAAAUCUGUGUGCCCAAGAGAAAUAGAUAAUGAUAUUAAAAAGGGGGAUUUGUCCUGGAAGGAAAUACUAGUGAAGAGUUACCGUACGAGCCAAGUGAAAUGUGAAUGGCUAAGUGGAAGAUACAGCAAUAUACAAUCUCCUGACGAUUUAUCAGGAAUAUUCAUGUGCGAGUUGGAUGCAGAUACAUGGGGUGAAAUUCUAGAUGAAGAACUAAAAAGAAAACAAUAAUAAAUAGGGGCUGGGAGAUUCCUACUCUGGAAUUUUCCUCUCCCUCUCUGUCCUCCUCUCUCAAUUUCUCACUGUCCUAUCAGAUAAAAUGGGGAGGGGAGAAGGAAAAUGGCUGCCAGGUACUGUGGCUCCAUAGUUACAGCACUGAACCUCAGUGAUAACCCUGAAGGCAAAAAAAAGAAACGAUAGCUAAUAUACUUUCAGUUUUCACUUGAGAUGGAAAAGGUAUAUCUAAUAUACUUUCA